Schistocerca gregaria is the source of this 3586-nucleotide messenger RNA. RefSeq lists its product as uncharacterized. NCBI's taxonomy places the organism in Eukaryota, Metazoa, Arthropoda, Insecta, Orthoptera, Acrididae. The record is from RefSeq and is a predicted model, not a curated record. Bases 281 to 790 code for a protein of 169 amino acids. The transcript has 6 exons.
UCCUACUCAUUACUCCGGUGACAAAAGAUACAGGCAUAUAUUUUAUUUAUUAGCAGUUCGUGUUGGCAGAAGUUGUCAAGCCACUAUAGCUUUAUGAGAUACGUUGUGUUAGUAUGUUGUUUUUCACGGUUGUCAUGCCACUGUAGCUUUAUGGAAUACGUUGUCAUAGUAUGUUAUUCGCGAUGGUUGACUUACAUGCGUGGAUCUGACUGCCUAAGCACCAGCUGCUGCCUUUUUGUUGCUGUCAGAUCCUGAUAUCCCUUGAAUAUUUGGAACAAGAAUGGUUGCCAUAAGAUCAUGUUGGUCUCCUUGUAUAUGGAACAGCAAUGUCAAAGUUGGAACCUACAUGGUUGCAGCUUAUACUGCAUCCUUCAGUGUUGUCCUAAUUACACUGAUUGCAUAUAUGAUGAGUGGUGGGGAAUCAACCCAGCUAUAUUCACCAUUAUUUGAGACGGAUGUCAGAGGAUCUAUGCUUGGUGUUGGAGGGUUUUUCAUUGCCUACCUUCUGCUGCUGAUUGCAUUCUCUGUAUUCCUCAUUUUUGGUGUGGUGGAAACUAAUCGAGGAAUGAUGCUGCCAUGGAUGAUCUGCUUUGGAAUAGUAAUAUUGUUUCAGCUAGUUUUUGGCCUGUGGUUGCUUGGUGGAUACUACAUAUAUCUGGAUUCCGUUAUGGCAGCUCUUGUUGAUUGGCUUUGGAUGGCAUACAAUGCAUACUGCUGGACCUGUGUGUAUUCUCUGUACCAGAUAUUUAAGGAAAUGCAGUCACCAAAUAUUGAACUGCUGUACCCAUGAACUAUAGCAGUUGCUCUGAUCAUCAGAAAAGCACCAUAUAAAUCUAUGAAUAGAUUAUAUAUAGCUACGACCACAUUUUUUUUUUUUUUAACUGGAAGUUACAUAUCAAAUAAGAUUGUGUAAAGUUUCUGGUUUAGAAGAGGAGAAACUUUAAUUCAUGUACAAAAUUAUGAAUCUCGUAUUGAUAUUUUGUAUUUUUGUAAUGAAUAUUUACUCCAGUAUUUAGAGACUGUGUAUAGUUUGAAGGAUGAUUUUUAUGUGACAUGAAACUUCUGUAUUAUGAGUAACCAAAGAAUGAAUGCUAAUGACCUUUUGUGAAAGAAAAAGUAACAGGUGCACUCAUAAAGCAAGAGCUUUUUAUUUUGCUGGUGUUUUGGAAGAGAUUUGGAGCUUAAUUAUCAAUUGUGACAUUAAUAAUGUAAGGAUUUGUUUUAUCUGUAGCUUUCUUAUAAAUUUUGUUUUGUUAUUUUAAUAAGAAAGUGAUUUGUAGUGGCUUUUUGCCUUCUGUUCAGUGCUGCUUUUAUUUUUAUUCGUUCAGUGAAAUGAUUGGUCUCUCUAAACCGAAGUAUUGAGGCAACCAGUAUUGCCUUCAGUCUACUCAUAAAAUAGUAACUGUAACUUUUUAUGAGAUUGUCAUGAUCAGUUUGCCAUCAGUAAUACCAUUUAAGAAUACAUGCACCAUCUCUGUUUUUGCAGUUCUUUUGUUUGUGGUUUCUUUAAUUCAAUAAGUGACAUGCAUUUUACUCAUUAACUGUGCCAAAUGCACCCUAUAUUCAUUGUUUCUGAACUAGAUCCAUUGUUACAUAGUUCCAAUCAAAAACAAGCACCAUGCUCCAGCAGAUAACAGUAAGAUAAGCCAGAAAAUGCUAGUUUGUGGUGGUGUUCUGUUAAUUAUAAUUCAUUUUUGUUUCUUUUCCCACAAAUAAAAACAAGAGGUGGCUUAAACACUGAAAUGUUCACAAAUAGAGGUUCCUAGGAUUAGCAGCUAUGGGGAAAGUAUGAUUCGGAAGUUGUGUGAAGUCACCAAGAUAUUCACAUAAAGGCAUAUAAGAUCCAGCUGUGGCUGCUUUUACCAGAUCUUUGAAAAUUCACUUAAUGAUGUAAUCGUGUAGUUAGCUCUAACUCUUUCCUCUCUCAAUCAAAAUGUAUUAAGUGAUCUGGAUGGCAUUAUUCACAAAAGAAAUAUAUCAUCACAGUAUUUUUAGAUACUGUAAGAUUAGUAUAAACAACCCAACAAUUAAUGCAUGUUGGUUGAGUAUGUGCUCAGCAAGUAAGUUUUAAUGGGAAAGUAUUUGUUGCAUUUUCUUAUGUUGCCACUACUAGCAUGAAGUUAAGUAUUUUUCCUCCAUUUUUUCUUCAGAUGAACACAGGGAUCUGGUCUCUCAUUAUUCCAAUAAAAUUCCCCAGCAUGCUUUGGCUUUAUUAUUUUACUUCACGUGAAUAGAAACAGUACUUCCACUUCAAAUAAAAGUGUUCAUAGCAUUAUAUAUAUUUUUAGUUUUCAUUGUGAGGAAAGUUCAUUUGCGGAUCUUAUGAUGUAACCAUUGUGGUUUAUAUUGCAUUCAUAUGAAUAAUACAUUGGAACACUGUGUUCUGGAACAUUUACUCCAUGCUACGGUAUCAGUAAAUACUACAAACUAGUUCCUGUCAACCAAUCAGACUUAGAAUUACCAUUUGUGGGCAUUGGUAUUCUGAAUGUAUUUAUAACACCCAUCUGUAGUUUUUCAAAGAUAAUGUAAAUGAACUCUUAAAAUUUGUGUUCUGUUACACUUGUAGCCACUAUCUAGUUUACAUGUAAUUAUCACUGAAAAAACUGGCUAUUUUUAAAGUUAUUCUACAGCAAAGAGGCCUUGCUAUAUGUUGUACAGUUUUGUCAUCAUUUGCUUUUGCCUGUUUCCUGUUUCGGUAAUUAAAAUAGUGUUGCAUCACUGUCUUCCAAAACACACACACACACACACACACACACACACACACAGAGCGAUCAUUUUACAAAUAAGAUUAAUGCUGCAGUGUAUUCUGUUAUCAUCAGUAUCUGAAGGUAUUUCUAAUCUCACAUAGCCUGUAAACAUAGACACACAGUGUCAGAGAAUGUACUUUACAAAGCAAUAAGUGACUAGCAUAAUAGUACUUUUAGAUAGAGUAAUAUCAUUAUAAAAUGCUACACAGGAGCUAAUGUGUAUUGACGAUGUACACAGUAAAUUUUAAUCUAAAAGUAUCUGUCAUACUUUGAAAUCCAUAAAUACUGUGCAUUAAGGAGAGAUGCCACAGGUUCUGUUUUUAGAGGGUUGAAUUAUUUUGCAUGUUCAGUCUGUGUUGAAACAUUCAUUCUCUGUUCCCCACUGAGUACUUUAAAUUUAUUAAUUAUCUUUUACUAAACUGUGGUUACCUUUUUGCACACCACUGUUUGCAAGGGGAAAAUCAUAUACAUGCAUCAUUGUUUCUAAUUCUUAAUAUGUCCAAUAAAAUAUUAGUGAGAAGUAUUAUAAAACUUUUUUACUGUAAUGUUAUUUUGUAGUUGAAUGUUAUAUUUGUACUGUUUAUAGUAGUUAGUGUUAGUCUUUCAUGAAGACUGACUCUUAUUUUUUCAUCACAAAAAUUGUCAAACAUUGAUUACUCAGAAUGUACCUUGAAGUAUUCUACACAAUUCCGUCCAAUUAAGAAACUGUGUUUCAUUGUGAAAAGUAAUCCAUCCAUUGUUGCAUCUUUGUCAAAUGCAUUUUUACGUACAUACAUUUGUUAAAUGUUUACAAUAUUUUAUGCAGUAAAAUGUUUAAUAAACAUAUGUUUUAUUGAAAA